UGUGUUGUUUUUUAUUUUAAAUUUAUACUCUUGUAAAAAAUAAAUGUAAGUACACAAUUUCAUCAAUCAACUGGUACCUAGUUUAUAUAAUAUCUAUAAAAUACCAAGAGGUGUGCUUCUUCUUCUUCUUCUUCUUCCAUUUCUAAACCUGUAGCCAUAUCCCAUAAUUCCAAGAUGUUAAGUACAAGCUCAUCAGAAAUUGCUCCAAAGUCCCUCCAAAUUAAAGAAGAUGACAAGUUCUUCUCCAGGCUUCUUUCCAAAGAAAGCUCCAAUGCUAAUCCUUCUUUUAGGGUUUAUUAUGGUGGAGUUAAUGUUGCAGUUCCAUUUAUUUGGGAAUCGCAACCAGGUACUCCUAAAUACUCUUUUACUCAAAACACACUGCUAAUUCCUCCAUUAACUCCACCUCCUUCUUUCUAUUCAAAAUGCUAUUCCAAGAAAAACAAGAAACCUAGUAAUAAUAAUUCAAGAUCCCAUAAUCUUUUCUACUUUGUUUUGUCAAGAAUCAAGAAAGUUACCAAUAUGUCCAAAUCUCCUUCUUCUUCUUCAGUUAAUUUAUCCCCUACAUCAUCUUCCUCUGCUGCUUCUUGGUGUUCUUUGAAUUCUUCUAGCUUUCUUCAUUCUACUCAUGAUCAGCGAAGCAGGUUCUUGAGCUUUGAUUCUCGAGCUUGUGAUGAAGAAGUAGUUACCAUUGAUCAAUCACCAACUUCGACUUUGUGUUUUGGAGCUAGUACUAAUAGAAAAGUAUGGUGGUGAAUGGUAAGUGAAAAAGAAACAUCUAAUAUAUAGUUAAUUAUGGUUAAUUUGGCCAUAGAUUUUGUUGGCCUAUGUACUGUAUUUGCUCUCCUGUUUAAAAUCUCUAUCUGUCUGUUUAUCUUUUUCUUUUUCUUUUGUUCAUCCUGUUCAUCUAUGGUAGUGGGCUUGGACCACAAAAUUAUGUCAUUGAUAUGUAUUGCAUAUGAGAGUUAUUUGAUAAAAUAUAUAACACUUGUUAAUUAAUUUGCUUA
Messenger RNA from Jatropha curcas, 1004 nucleotides. RefSeq lists its product as uncharacterized. NCBI's taxonomy places the organism in Eukaryota, Viridiplantae, Streptophyta, Magnoliopsida, Malpighiales, Euphorbiaceae. The record is from RefSeq and is a predicted model, not a curated record.